Molecule: messenger RNA, 363 nt
Organism: Cyclocybe aegerita
Lineage: Eukaryota; Fungi; Basidiomycota; Agaricomycetes; Agaricales; Hemipholiotaceae
Source: the annotation of a GenBank genome assembly
AUGGCUGUUGGAAACCCAGUGAAAAUAAAUGCCCAGCACCUCAGACGCGUUGGUAAAGGCUCAAUGUUACCAAAAACACUGAGUCAACAUCAUACAAAUAGGCUGCAGUCGGACGUCAAGGCUUCAGCUCAGCGUCGGGUGGCCAUGCAUGCAGCUCAAGCUAUUGCCAGAAAGCAGGUGCAGGCUUUGAACCAGCAUCAAGUGACCACGCAUGCAGCUCAAGUUAUCGCCAAAAAGCAGGCGGAGGCCACUCGGGCUCACCAGAGGCAGGCCCAGAACCACCACCACGCCACGGCCCAUCACCAUAAUGCUGGGGGACAUCAUGCCGCUGGGGGACACCAUGCGAUUGGGAAGCACCGCUGA